Molecule: messenger RNA, 325 nt
Organism: Phaethon lepturus (White-tailed tropicbird)
Lineage: Eukaryota; Metazoa; Chordata; Aves; Phaethontiformes; Phaethontidae
Gene: ZMAT4
Product: zinc finger, matrin-type 4
Exons: 2
Cellular component (GO): nucleus
Molecular function (GO): zinc ion binding; nucleic acid binding
Source: RefSeq, a predicted model, not a curated record
AAACCACUCUGAGCUCCCUAAAGCAGCCGCACGCGGACAGUCCCCCGGUGGUACCAUCACCGCAUCAGCGGAGAGACUCGGACAGAUACUGCCAGCUCUGCGCAGCCUGGUUCAACAACCCCAUGAUGGCACAGCAGCACUACGAUGGCAAAAAGCACAAGAAGAACGCGGCCAGGGCCGACCUCCUGGAGCAGCUGGGGAAGACUCUGGACCUGGGAGAGCUGAGAGGGCUGAAGCGCAGCUACACGUGCAACAUCUGCAACGUCACCCUGAACUCGAUAGAGCAGUACCACGCGCACCUGAAGGGCUCCAAACAUCAGACCAA